Molecule: messenger RNA, 10886 nt
Organism: Haliotis rufescens (red abalone)
Lineage: Eukaryota; Metazoa; Mollusca; Gastropoda; Lepetellida; Haliotidae
Exons: 23
Coding region: 123-9563 (3146 amino acids)
Biological process (GO): detection of mechanical stimulus
Cellular component (GO): membrane
Molecular function (GO): calcium channel activity; calcium ion binding; protein binding
Source: RefSeq, a predicted model, not a curated record
AGUAGAAGACGUCAGUAGAAUGAGAUCGAUGUGAAGCAGUUGUCACGGACAUAGCCUUACGUGUGCACCUCUUACUGUGCCGCUGGAAGAUAAUGUAGAUAAAUUUGGCGGCCAAUCCCAUCAUGGCGCCUUAUGUUUCGCUUUGCGGAUUUUUGGGUCUUCUCUUGCUUGGAUUUCAAGGAGUUGAUGCAGCUUUGUCGGGUGCAGACAUCACCGGGGAUACUGAUGGCUACUUUUUCCUCACAAGCACCGGCUGUGCAUGCUGUGCUAUGGUAACCGUAACUACCACUGGAGGAGGAACCUUCACAAUAACCAAAGACGGAUCUGAUAUCGUGACGGAGGCAGUUACGCAACCCUCUUCGAGUGUAACAAUGCCUUGUACGGCCUUUGGAAACACACCUGGAAUGUACACUGUCACCAUGACCGUGACACAAGGAGGAAACUCGCACACGGAAACCAUGGUGGCGGUGUAUGAGGAGACAUUGGUAGGCUACUCCGUCACCACCAGUCAAGUCAUUGCGCCUCCAUACACGCAGAUCACAUUUGACAUGGCAGUCAACCAGGGUACCAAUGCACUGUUCACCGUGGACUGUGUCACCAACAUCCAACUUAUGAAGUCCUGUGAUGGGAAUACACGUACCGCCACCUACAGUCAGAUGUUCAACGAUACCGGCAGUCACGUCGUCACCACGAUGGUGUCCAACUACGGGAGCAAAUUGAGUGAGGUUGUUGUGGUGACUAUUAUCCAUAAUAUGAACAAUGUAGCAAUAGCUAUAGGUAAUAACAAACCACAAACUACCGAGGACCCAGGCAUCAAGGUGACGAUGGCGAGUGGAGCACAGUUACCGAUGGGUAACCUUACAGGAUGGCACACCUGUACAGCUGGCGAAACUCAAGAAGUUCUUGAUCUCAGUGGUCUUACCGCUGGUGGCGAGGUAGCUAUUCCGUGUGUUUGCGACACUCAAACCAACAAAACCGUCACCGUCAAUGUGAGUACAGAACUGGACUCUAUCCAAGAAACGUACGAGAUCUAUUGCUGGGACAUACUAAACAUAACUGUUACUCUGGAUAAAGACGUACAACCUAUCAAUGAAGUCGUACCAUUUAAUAUUGAAAAUGUUCCCAAUUAUGGAAUUCAGUGGAAUAUUGAUGCAUGCCAGAAUAACAUACUCACAAAUACUGACGCAUCCAGUUAUGGCAGCACUUACUUGUCUAAACCUGUGGAUCUGAGCAGCAUCAUCUACACCGAGACUGGGAACUGCACUUUUCAUGCUACAUUCUGGAACGAGAUGUACAUUGUUGUUCUUGAUCUCACUUUCGAACUAAGUAUAGGAGUAAGUAAUCUUACAGCCGAACCAAGCGCACUGGAGCUGUUGACAGGCGAAAGUUUCACCUUAACCGUUAAUGCAACAGGCUUGGACAUCUUUUGGGCUGUUGAUUUCACAGAAGCAAUGGUAGUUCAAAGUGGGUGCUCAGGGCUGGUUGCUGAACACAAUUUUACAGCUGCUGCAAUUUACACUGUUGAAGUCAUGGCAUCAAACAGGGUCAACAACAAGAGUACCUCUCUUGAAAUUAGCGUUGUAUACCCAAUUAAUGGCUACACAGUCACCGUGACGGCACCCUCAAUCCAAUCCCAUGAGAACUUGGAAAUCAACGUCGCUCUUGCUUCAUCGCCAAACGUCCCGAUGGGAAAUCUUUCAGUGACAAUCUCUCCUUGUGGUGACGCGGACUCAACAGAUUUAUUGCCUGUCUCUGCUGGUGCUACUAAUAAUUUCAAUUGCAACUUCACAAAACAAGGUAACUACUCUAUUGAUGUUACAGUGGCAUCUCGCGUUUCUUCAGAAAACUUUACAGUUGAAGCUGUUGUAUGUGACAACUUGGCAAUAACUAUAAGUGUGGACAAGACUUCAUGGGCUGUUGGAGACUCGGUGACUGUCACCAUGAACACUUUACCCAUGUCAGGCUUCAAAUAUAGAGUUGAUAUGGGUGAUAGUACGACCGUCCACUCAAAUGAGGCAGAUUCAGUGUUGGACAGUUUGAAUACCUUCACUGCAAUCCCAGCGCAGGCGUACAGCACUCCAGGAACAUACACGGUUAGCCUUUAUGCAUAUAACCAGUGCUACUCUGUAUCCUCAUCUGUAGUUCUUGCUGUUGAAUAUGGGAUCCCUCCAUGCAACUUAGUGAUCGUACCAAACCGAAAAAUAGUGACACCGGAUGACACAACAACCUUUUCAUUUGUGACACAAUCAGGAACAACAACUGACAACCCAACUAAUGUCACAUGUACAUGGAAUCUGGGUGAUGGGACACCUGUGACUAACCAACUCACUGAAAUGGAUUUCAGUUCAAGUUCAACGGGCUACGCCAUAGCACACGACUACACCACCGCAGAGGGAACUGUGAACUACCAGGUAGAUUGUGAGAAUCGUGUUAGCAAUGUCAGCUUUAGCGGGACUGUUGACGUGGUGAUUGUGCGGGCAGCAGACUUUUCUGUCACUUUUGAACCUGUUACACCCUUGCCUGAAGGAACAUGCACUAACUUUGAUAUCACACUUUCCUUUCAUAAUUUAUCAGCAGUGCCCAAUAAUGUCACGUACAAAGUGGACUACGGCGACGGCAAUGGGGUGUCAGCAGAAACUAGCCUCUCCACAUAUGUUGUGUCUGCAAGCCGCUGCAAACGGGGAGCUUUCACCGGAGAUCUGACUGUUGUUUAUAAUGGUGUGUCACAAGCUAAUGCUGUAGCUUAUUCUUUGGGAACCUGUUCCCUCAAAUUGGUUGGGUCAACACUCAUGGGUCUGGUGGGAUCACAGUCAUUCAGUUUCACACUUUCGAAUCACCUGGCUGCAGAACAAAUAACGGUCACAAUAGACUGGAAAGAUGGAAAUACUGAGGAUCAGACUCUGACUGGUGGUCAGUCUAUCACUGUAACUCAUACCUUUGCUACACACGGUUCCAAGAAGCCUUCAUACACUGCCACUACCAGCUUAGGUAAUGAUGGCGCAUCAUUGGAAAAGGAGCUUUACCUCAUGUAUCCUGUGGACAACCUUGAGCUUGAGAUCCCAGAACCAAUUCUUCUUGGGGUGACAAUUGAACCGAACAUAAUCUACAGCGGAAGUAACUUUUUGAUGAAUAUGACCUGCAACAUAACAUAUGACUCAACUACUGGUGAACUUAUGACUGGAGUUGAUCUCCAGCCGUCUCCAAAUAAUAUUGCAACAGCAGUUGGGAACAUGUACAUGGCCAUCCAGGAGGAAACGAUAAUCGUCAUUUGUUCAAAUCCACUGACCUCCAAAAAAUUGAAUGCUACUUUUGAAGUUUCAAGUGAUUGCUUCUUAGCUCCAGACAUAUUUGAGUCGAUACACAGACGGAUUGAUACACCCAUGAGGGUCUACAGGUCAGCCCUUCCUACCCUUACAGCUCGUGUAAAACUCUCUGACAAAUGCAAGAACACAACAGAGUUCGACUUUCAGUGGACGUUCCAGAAGCAAGAUCCGGUCACGCAAAACUUUGAACCCUACCCUAUGGAAUCACCAAAUAUGAUUUCCAAUAACCUCGCAACCUCUACUAUUGAAGAAGGGUUCUACUUGGUUCAACUUUACAUGAAGCUGGUAGAGCGUGAGAAUGACUAUCUGCAAGACAAACAGUACAUGAAGAUUGUUAAUCCUCCGCUCGUGUGCAGUAUCGUCGGGGGAGAUUUCACCAUGCUUGGCAAAGGAGAAAAACUUGUUUUGGACGCGAAAACUAACUCGUACGACCCCUUAAAUGGAAUUAAACAGGAGAGUGGGUUGGAUUAUACAUGGGCGUGUUACGUGGUUGACAAUUGCGAUGAUGCUCAGGUAUAUACGUUGCCGAAGAGUACCGACAGAAGUUAUCAGAGUAAAACGAGUUGUGGCCUUAACUUUCAAAAUGAAGGCUACAUUGAAGUCGACACUUCACCUUUAGAUUUUGGAAAGUGUUUUGUAUUCGAACAGACAAUAAGCAAGGACUCCCGUAAUUGCACAACUAUACAAGUGGUCCAAGUGACGGAGGUGCCACCCUGCAAAAUUGCAAUGAUGUGUUUGAAAAAUUGCAUGGAAAAAGUCACACCUGAGGAGCCAACAGCCUUCGAAGUCAAUAUAGUAUGUGAUGGUGCCACUAAGGAACAACUAGAUGCUGCAGUGUAUGGAUGGAGCCUCUCCAAAUUUGACUUUGCUAGCUCGCUGUUCACCGACAUUCCCUGGGACAGUAAUUUCAUUCGGCAACCUACCGAUCGGCUGUUUGAGUUAAAUCAUAACUUCUUCACGGCCGGGGAGAGCUACAGAUUGCAGAUUACAGCAGAGGCAGCGGGGCGACCACAGAGCAAGGCAUACAAGACCUUAGUGGCCAAUGAAACACCAAGAGGCGGCACCUGUACGAUAUCACCACUAGAAGGUGUGUUUCUGAACACUACAUUCUCGGUUCUUUGUGACGGCUGGAUGGAUGAAGGUAUCCGGAAUGAAAAGGACGACGCAGUUGACAUCCAGGAACCACUCAAGUUGAAGAUAUUACAGGAUGGCAACCUUAUAAGUUUAACAGACUUUACACGCAAAGUGUCACAUUCGGCCGUCGACCUGAAGGUCGGUACUGAGCAGAACAAUUUCGACACAGUUGUUGAAAUGAUCAUCUUAGAUGCAUUUGGAGGCAAGGCUGCCUUCAACCAGACUGUCAAGGUCGAGAACAGCAUGCCCCCAGUCCCGGCCUUUGGGACAGCUGCAGCCAGCUCUAAUCUAACACAGGAAGAGAAAGAACAGCAAGAAACGGUAUUCAAUAACUUCCUGCAGAGUGCCGAGGAUUCUGUUAGCUUUUCAGCGGGUAACGGUGCACCUCUUGACACGGCCGUUGUCAUUGCAUCAUACGCACAGUCAAUAAACUCCGUUACGUUUCCGACUGUUAGUUCUGAUGACGUUACACAAGUCACCAAUGAAAACGCAGACGCCGAGUUGUCCCGAACACUUGAGGCAGGAACACAGGUCAAUCCUAUGUUAGAAAAGAUUCAAGGGGUCAAUGAGGUAUUCGUUGCCUCGCUCAGGGAUGGCAUUGAGAACGAACUGCAGCAGCUUGCCAAUUCAAGCAAGACGCCAAGUGCAGCCACAAUUAUUACAUUUGCAUCUAGCUUGGCCACAGUUGUCGCUGAACCAACACUCCUGAAUGGGGACACUAUCGGAAGCGCCGGAGAGUCUCUAUCCAUGCUUGCAUCGGUCAUGGCAGCUGUUGCAAAUUCAACCUUAAGUACUGUAGCUGUGGAGCAAAUGCAAGGUGCUGUUGGAUCGUUGCUCAGCAACGUCAUCCACUGCAACAACUACUUCGCUGUAACUGGUGUGGAAGUGGACGGAGCUGACCGGUUCGAUAACAGCACCGACAAAGAUGAAGGCUUCAAUCCUGUGGAGGCAGACUACCUGCAGAAACUCCUGAAGAGCAAGAAGGAAAUCCAACUGAAACAGGCCACCGAUCAGCUCAACCAGAACAUUAAAAGCAUUCUGUCAGCUGCAAACAACAUGUACAAACUGGCCAGUGGACUGACGACAGAACAAUCGUCGAAUGUUGUGGAAGAGGAAACAUUUAUCCAAUCUGUUCAAAAAGAUACGGCCAAUAAUAUAAUAAAUAGCAGCAAGGGCGUCAACGGUUCUACCCUGGCUGUUGACAGCGUUGUUGGGAUAGACCCAGAAGACAUCAUUGAGAACAAUCUGGUAGUUCUCAAAGAGAACCCCUUCAUCACAGGACCAAAUGCUAAGAUGGCGGAAUACCCCGUCACCAUGGCUAGCAUGACAAAGAACGGGAAGAAAAUACAGCUGAAAGGUGCAGUAGUCUCACAGACAGACCCAGUAGAAGCUCCCUAUGUGUUCUACCGCGAUCCGAAGUUUACACCCGGAGAUCCAGGGUAUAUGCUGUAUCACCCCUUCCUCUACAGGGCUUCAAGUGAACAAAUCUGCAUAACAUCCAAGCCAGUAAACGAGUCUGUGUGUUAUGACGUAUGUCUCCGAGCCCUCAUACCUCCGACAGAGUUCGAGUACGACCACUGUGACAGAAACGUCACUGGCAACAUCGGCCUAGAGUACUGUGCUCCGCCCGGGGGCUGCAAAAGAACAGGCACAUGUUGGCUGGGGAUUAUACCCUUUGCAUGUGAAGCCUCUGGGAGUGACCAAGGACAUCGUCGAGCAAGGAGAUCAGCAAGCGCUAACGACACAGGAGCCCCUGUAAGCAGUAGCGUCACCGACCAGGGUGGAGAUGCCAACAGCACUGACCCUCUGCUGACUCCCUACAAUCUAAGAAUCGUAACACUAUCCUGUCUUAGCUGGGAUGGUGGAGAACAAGACUGGGAUGCGUCUGUGUGUAAAGUUACACGAGACCCUGUUAACAACAAGACCAUGUGUAAGUGCGGUGACAAGGAGGAUGUCAUCACCACCGUCUCCUUCUUUGUUGCCCCAAACACCAUCGACUUCUCAACGGUGUUUAGCAAGUUCGACAUCGCAGGUCAAGGCGCCGUCCUCGGCACAAUACUUGUCUGCUUCGUGCUGUUUGUGAUCUUCCUGUUCUGGGGACGGUACAUGGAUGGACAGGAUGUUCUUCAGUGGGGCGUGACACUUAUGGCUGACAAUUACAAGGGCGAUAGCUACUACUACCUCCUAACCAUCCACACUGGGAUGGUCAGGCAUGGCGGUACACAGUCCAAAAUAGGUUUUUGUAUUGCUGGUGAAGAUGAGGACACUGGCGUAAGGAUGCUAUCUGAUGGCGUUCGAGAGGAAAUGAAAGCGGGCAGCACCAUGCAUUUCCUGAUGGCCGUUCCCCAGUGUCUUGGAACCUUGCAGUGCUUCAGGGUCUGGCAUGACAACUCGGGCAAAGGAGACUCUGCUUCCUGGUACCUCAAUAGAGUUGAGGUCACAGAUCUCCAGACAGCUGAUAAGUAUGACUUCCUAUGCUACCAAUGGAUGUCCCUGGAAGAAGGAACGCUAGACAAGGCUUUGGCACUGUCCUCUACGGAAAACAUGAAGAAUUUCAAGACCAUGUUCUUCGAGCACGCACGUCACCAUCUGACUGAUGAUCACCUGUGGGUGUCUGUCCUCCUCCGACCCGUCAAGAGUCAUUUCAGUCGUGUUCAAAGAGUCGGAUGCUGCUACACUUUGCUCAUGUUGGCCAUGAUAUCAAACGCCAUGUUCUUCCAAAGCAAGGAAAAUAAGGACAGGAAACAGUCAUCCGAUUUUUCAAUUGGCCCCAUCAGUUUCAGUCUGAGUCAGAUAUACAUUUCCUUUAUUUCCACCAUCAUCACGGCUAUCCCAGUGUUCUUUAUCAUGCUCCUGUUUAGAAAGUCAAAACUAAGCGAGAAAGCCACAAAGGAUGGAACCCGACUGUGGAUGCCUCACUGCUUCCGGAAGUUCAAGUUCUACAAGCAGUCCAAGGCCAUUGAAAAAAUCAUGGUCAUCAGGGACAUCGUUGAUGACCAAGAUGGUGUCCUGCCUCACUUCUGCGUGUACAUCUCCUGGGUAUUUGCUUUCAUCUGUGUCUUCUUAUCAGCCUUCUUCAUAAUGUUGUACAGCAUGGAGUGGGGCAAGGACAUUUCAGAAGAAUGGCUGGUGACCUUUAUCCUGUCCUUCUUUGAAUCGCUCAUCAUUAUGGACCCUGUGAAGGUUCUGGUGCUGGCGAUUCUGUUUGCCAUAUUGCUGAAGACACUCAAGGCAAGCAAACCAUCUCACUUUGACCUCAACCACAUUGGCAGGAUGAACAGAGAGAAUGGCCAGCACGGAGAGGGGCGGGCUCGACUGGACUACCGCAGUCCAUUCUCAGAAGAGGAACUCCAACGUGCGAAAUUGCAAUGUCGGCGCCGGAAUACGAUUAGGAAGGCAAUUCAGGAACUGCUCGCUAACAGUUUCUUCCUGUGGCUUCUCGCCAGCAUCAGCUACAGCAACAGAGACCCCCACGGGUUCCUUCUGCAUCAGAACAUCAAGAACACCUUCAUGGAACCAUUCAAACCGGCUAUAACAUUGGAACAUGUAAACACAUCAGCGCACUACUUCAAAUGGCUCGACGAAACUGUCAUCCCUAACCUUUUCCCUACGAAUAACUUCAAUGGAUCCCGCCUUACACCAAACAUGAGAUUAAGGAUCGGUGAUCUCAGUAACUACCGUGUUGGUGCACCUCGACUCCGUCAAGUGAGACAGGCAGAGAAAACUUGUACAAUACCGUUUGUUGGAAAGACACAGUGCUACCCUGAAUACGACCUCGCAACGGAAGAAAACAGAGACUUCUGCAAAAGGUGGCGGCAACAAUCUAAAUGCCCUGAAAAUGAAGCUCUUGCUGUCACCAAUGCUGCAUGGACUUUUGUAUCAGCUUUAGAUAUCUGGGGCCUUCCCAUCACAGGCCAGAGGGCAGUCUAUGGCGGGGGAGGCUACAUAGCUGAACUUGACAUAAAUCGACAAGUUGCUGAAAUGGCCUACCAGGAACUGUUUGAAAGUCGAUGGAUUGAUAGAAAUACUCGAGGUGUAUUCUUGGAAUUCACCCUUUACAACGCCAACAAAAACAUGUUCUGCUAUGUGAGCAUCCUGGCCGAGUUUCCUGAGAGUGGCGGUGUCCUUGAAUUCACAAAUGUAUUUCCGUUCAGAAGCUUCAACCAUAUUGGAACAGUUGGAAAAUACAUACUCUUCUGCGAAAUCGUCUUCUUCAUCUUCACGAUCCUCUGGCUGGGAUACAUCUCCUUCAAACUAAUGAAAGAACGAUGGUGCUUCUUCAAGAGCUUCUGGAACGUCGUUGAGCUGGCCAGUGUUAUCAUUUCCUUUAUUGCUGUUAUCUUGUACUUCAUUCGUCUCACUUACACGAAUGAAGCCAUGGCCUUGUUCAAAGAAAACGACCGAGUCUUCAUCAACUUCUACCACAUCGCAGUAUGGGACAACCUCUUCGUGUACGCCCUUGGUUUCCUGGUGGGCAUUGCAACACUCCGGCUGCUGAGAGUCAUGGGUUAUUCCAGAGUCACUCAAAUUGUAUACCUUGUUUUGAAGGAGAGUUCAAAGACACUGCCAGGGUUUUUCUUCUACAUCCUUCUUAUUUUGUCUGCUUAUGGUUUCCUGGGUCAAAUCGUCUUCGGUUCUAACGCCUUGGCCUACAAAGACUUUAUCACCACCAUGGAAACCCUAUUUUCUGCUGUGCUUGGACACGCAGGCUUUAGAAACACCAACGUGCCUGUCAGCGACUCUUGGAUAUCUCUCAUCUACUUCGUCUCGUUCAUCCUUAUUGUCGUCUUUGCUCUGUCCAACAUCUUCAUGACAAUCCUGCUGGACACCAUGUCUUUGGUCGGAGAUGAUCCAAAGAAUCUUAACUACAAGGAAAUUGAACUGUUUGCAUACAUGUGGGAUUCAGCUAAGACACUUAUCACUGGGAAGAAGGAACCCACAGGACUCGACACCACUAAACCUGGACCAGGGCUGUACGAUAAUACUGACGAACCGUACGCUGCUGGGAACUUUGGGUUAGGAGACGCCCAUGACCGGAAAAUGCAAAUGAAGAUGGAUCUGGCAGCAGCAUUCAAUGCCAGUGUCAAGCCUGCCUACAAGUACUGAUGAUGGACACAAAAUCCUACACAUGUGGAUGCAUCAAAUCUAUAAAUAAAAAGUGUUUUAAAACACAACAGUGAUUACUGCUGGUAGUCAUGGUGAAAUGCGUCCAUGUGUUUUGGGACAUUCAUAAAUUUUAAAGUUUAACUGACUGACUGGACUGUGAUAUGACAACUUAUACUAUUUACCACUUUCAGUAACAUCUACCACCCAUUUAUUCUUGUAUACACAUGAUAUAUUUUCUUUGAUCAAAACUGUUAUUGAUGGAUAUUUAUGAACGUUUAUAUGUGUUCACAACAAUAGUGUAAUGUUAACGUAUUUGAACAGUUCAUGUCUGGUAGUCUGCACUUAUAUAUUGUAGUAUUUGUUUGUGUACAUACUUACAUACAUAUCUACUUUUUCUGUAAAUAUUGUGUACGAAGUCCACAUAUAAGGAGGUCACAUUUUAUCUGCAAGUCAUUUAGACAAGUUGUGAUCAUUUAAAAGGCAUGUACUUUCUGUGAGAAUAGUUGAAACCUACCAAAAUCGAUUUUGGAUAAUCAUGAAUGUUUAGGUUCUGCAGACAUAUUUUGUCUUAGACCCGCUUUGCGUAAAAUGUCACCUUAGUGCUUUGUAUUAUAAAAAUCAAAUUGUUUACAUGUGAUUUAAGCCACUGUAACUGUCGGUCAAAAGAGUUAUCUCCCUUAUAAAAUUUGCACGGUUCUUAGGUUCAUUGGUGUUCUUGUGUCGCCGAGUGAAUACAUUUUAUUACUAUAUAGUCGUGCUUUAAAUAUCACGUGUAAGAAGUAUUAAGUAAUAUAACCAGUGAAUACAUAUUAUGGUAGAAGUUGUUGUUAAAACCGAUUAUCAUUGGGUUUCUUGUACACUGAAAUUUCUACUUCUUCACAAGAUGGAAGUCUCAAGCUGACCGUUAAUGGGCGAAAUGCAAAUAAAUAAAUAAACCCAGAAGGAUAAAUCUAUGUCUCGGCAAAAAUAAUUUCAACAAAUUAGGCCACUUAUUUAUAAAAAUUACUUUUGAUACUCAUUAACUUGUGAUCUAUAUGAUCGUUGUUUGUUACCAUGACUUUUUCCAUGUCAUAACGUCGUCACCAGCUGUGAUAUUAGAUUAUAAUUUAUGAUGUUUGAACGUGCAUAAAGUUUGCCUUUUCGGCUUGUUAAACGUUGUUUUCUUUGCAAAUCUUGUGAAAUAUACAAUAGUUUAAUUAAAGUUGGGAUAUUUUCCACUCUGUGUAUUAGUGAUUUAUCAACUUGAUUCCAACAUAUAUUUGACAAAUACUUUUGUAAGCUAUACUUCGUAUAUUUCUGUUCAAUAAACACUAGCGCUACACA